Molecule: messenger RNA, 1261 nt
Organism: Seminavis robusta
Lineage: Eukaryota; Bacillariophyta; Bacillariophyceae; Naviculales; Naviculaceae
Source: the annotation of a GenBank genome assembly
CGAAGAUAUUUUGCUUUGUCUCGAGAUCUCCUUGGUCACCCUCAUAGAUUCAGGAAGCCAUCAACGCUAGAUUGCCAUCGCCAUCAGCCAUCGCCAUAGCAAGCCAUGAACUUUCAGCAAGCAACUACUAGCUAGCUAGUAUGUCAUCUGGCGCUCGAGACAGUCCUGCUGACCUCGCGCAGUUCGACGAAGCCGCGAUGGAGCACCAGCACGCUGAAGACAUGAACCGUAUCAAGGCCCAGCGGAAACGCGACAAGGAGCAGCACGAGGAGAAGCAGCGUCGCCAUGAAGUUGAAGAGGAGGAGAAGCAGCAUCGCCACAAACAGGAAAUUGACCGUCUCUGGGAACAGCUCAAGGCCUUCAAGAUCGAAAACGGAAGAACAGCUCAAGGCAUUCAAGAUCAAAUUGGAGGAAUUGACCAAGACCCUUCUUGACGAGGACCAGACACCCCUCCAAAAAAAGUUGCUACUAACACCUUUUUCGAGAACAAUCCAGAAUUCCAGCCAUGGCAUGAGCUCACUGCAGGGCUUCAGGAGUUUGUUGCAGGACUGAAACAAAGACUGAAGGCGCCUCUGUGGUCGAAAGUGCCAUUUCUUCCCCUGCUGAUCCUUCCACAGUGCCCACAUUACCUGAAUCGAUGUUCAUGGUUGCACCAACGAUAACUGCCACGACAACCGCACUGAGGAUCACCGCCAGCACGGGGAAAAUCCAUUCCUGUUUGGUCUUAUGCUGCGUGCGACUAUUACCGACACCACCCGAAGACACAGUGGCCUUGGUCAUGCUGCUCAUAUCAUCGCCUCCUGGAUUCCUCAUGGUUGCUUUGCUGCUUGCUGCUUGCUUGCUCACUUUUGAAUGAAAGAAUGAAAGAAUGAAUGAAGUUUACGAUGCUCGAUAAAAGUUUCAAGGAAAAAGAGCCUUCAGAAAAUUGUGAGCUUCGAAAAGAUCUAGCGAGAUAGAGCCUUCUCGUCAUUGGAUCAUUCAAUGUGGACGUAACCAUGGUGGAACCUGUCCAUCUUCUGAUCACUGUGCGGCAGCAAGUUGGGAACUGCUGUCCUGGUUUCGGACAGCGUUGCACUUGUGGUGAUAGUGGUAUCCAUAAAUAAACUGACAGAGCUGUCAAACAGUGCAAUUGGGACUAUCCGGCAGGCCUUUACCACAGGAUUUGUGCAAGCGGCCAGCCAACACUAGCUAGCUAGAACACCGCUAGCUACUAGCCAUCAGCUAGCAUGCACGGCCCUAGCUAGCAAUGCCUACAUCGCAA